CCCAAGGUUGGAAGUGAACGCCCUGUGCCAAAAAGUUUGAAGUGAACCCCUGGUUUUCUGAAUGCGUUUCAGCUGUCUAGAGAUAUCUGCAUUAAACGCCUGACAGCUUGUGGAAUAUGGACAACAUCAUAAAAUGAACUACCGGAACAUCUAAAAAUAUACGAAAUAAAUCGGAAAGAGCCGACUGUGAGCGACCAUGACCGCAUCGCCAACACGAAGAAAUUUUUAAGCAAUUAAAUUAUUUAGAUCGGAAACGCAUUUAUGAUACGAGUGUAAAUGUUAAAGAUUUCAUUCAGACUGUAUCAACAGAGCUAAUACUUACACAACAAGCAACUUUUCAUUGACAACAACGGCAAGAUUUAAUAGACUUUUUUUGCCAAUACAACAAUUUUAGAUUAGUUAUCUAACAGAGUAACACAAAUUCACCCAAGUGUUGAGCUUUAAAGUAAACAAAAAAAUUACAAUAUUAAACAAAUCCUUAACUACAACAGUUCCAAUAGCUACAGCCUCGACACACUAUAGCCCAAAUUCAUCAUGUCAACUCGUGGUCACAUGGCGAUAUUCCUGGCAACCCUCACAAUCGCUACACUUGUUGCCAUCUGUUGGUUGUACAACCCAACCAUGCUAAGGACAGCUCCAGCCAUACUGGUGGACACAAUAAUGAACAAGUUCGUGGAACACGAUCGAAAUCGCAGUUCAAGUAGUGGUUCUGAUGGCUUUCUAUGGCAAUAUGUGACUGGUAAUACCGACUCGUAUCCAGUCAAAACGGCUGCUGGGUCGUCACAGGCUCCCAAUGCAUCUACCAAAGAUUGGAAAACAAUACUGUUCUGGAACUCGUGGUUUGGGCAGCCCUGGAAUGCAAGGUUCGGCACAACUAACGCCACGGAGCUGAAGGAGGAAGGGUGCCCGAGCUGGAAAUGCAACUUUACCUAUGAUCGUCGCUAUGCCGGUAACGCCGACGCUAUUGUCAUCCACGCAGGAUGGGCGUCGACCAAGCACCUCCCUCGUAUGAGCCGCCCAGAGUACCAGCGAUGGGUGUGGGUGGAGGUGGAGGCGCCUGGACCACCUUCUAAUACACGGAACGAUGGUCCUAAGAGCCGCUAUGUCAGCACCCUUUUCAACUGGACUAUGACCUACCAUUCACAGUCAGACAUUGCUGCUUUCUAUGGAUACUUUCUCUCGCUUAAUGCCUCCGUCCGACCAUUGCGUCCUAACUUGAUGUCCAACCACAACAAGGCCAUGAAACAGUACACGGCAGCACUGGGGCGAGGGGACACCCUGGAGACGGUGAUGGGCCCCGUCUGGAGGAGCUUCGUCUCCAGACCCAAGUUGGUGGCCUGGAUGUCCAGCCACUGUCACACCCACGCCAAGAGGGAAGAGUACGUUGCUGAGCUCGCUAAAUACAUCCCUGUGGACAAGUACGGGAAAUGUGGAGAUAAACAGUGCUUUCCCGCAGGACCUCUAAACGACGUGUGUUGGAAGAACGUGUUAAGCAGGAACUACUCCUUCUUCUUGUCCAUGGAGAACAGCUUUUGUGACGACUACAUCACCGAGAAGCUCUACAACCCUUUAGUGCACAACCUUGUCCCUAUCGUCUAUGGGGGUAGUGACUACGAGAGGUUCCUCCCACCACACUCCUACAUUAAUGCUCGGCACUACCACCCACGGGAGCUGGCCCGCCUCCUGACGCGGCUGCAGCAGGAUCCCGUAGCCUACGGCAGGUACCACCUGUGGCGUGGGUACUUCAGGGCAAUGAUCCGGGGUACGAUGUGCGAACUGUGUCACCGCCUCCACGUUGAGGCCAGCGCCCCGCCUAGCCACCACACGGACAUCGCUAGUUGGAGGACGAGGAGCGGGAGGUGUCGGUCCAUCGACAGAGGCAUGUUCAACUCCACGCUGGGCUCAGGCUCCUGGAGGACCAUCAUCACCACACACUAUGACCCCUUCAUUAACACCAGUUUGCGUCUGUGAUUCCCUACGAUGCAAAAAGUGAUGGACUUUUUCCAUGUGAAUUUUUUUUUCAAUUAUGCAUUACUGCUUUCCACAACAUAUUUCCUUAACUCCACACAAACCGUAAUGAGUAUACAGAACAUGUGGGAUAAAAACAAGUCGAUUUACCCAGGCCAAACAAAGAAAACCUUGUUGAUAAUUUUAAAGUACAUAAUAAAUAAUG
Molecule: messenger RNA, 2173 nt
Organism: Procambarus clarkii (red swamp crayfish)
Lineage: Eukaryota; Metazoa; Arthropoda; Malacostraca; Decapoda; Cambaridae
Product: alpha-(1,3)-fucosyltransferase C
Cellular component (GO): membrane
Molecular function (GO): fucosyltransferase activity
Source: RefSeq, a predicted model, not a curated record